CCGCCCCCGUCACGUGACGCGGCCGCACUGUGGCCUCAGCGGCCGCCAUGUUGUUGCGGGGCCCCGGGUCGGGCCGGGCCGGGGAUGGCGACGUCCGGCAGCAACUGGCUCUCCGGGGUCAACGUGGUGCUGGUGAUGGCCUACGGGAGCCUGGUGUUUGUGCUGCUCUUCAUCUUUGUGAAAAGGCAGAUAAUGCGCUUCGCCAUGAAGUCCCGCCGGGGGCCCCAUGUGCCGGUUGGACAACACGCCCCCAAGGACCUGAAAGAGGAAAUUGACAUUCGCCUCUCAAGGGUACAGGACAUUAAGUAUGAACCCCGGCUCCUGGCUGAAGAUGAUGCUAGGCUCCUGCAGCUAGAGACACCAGGAAGCCAAUGUUGCUAUAACUACUUGUACAGAAUGAAGGCACUGGACGCAAUCAGAGCUUCUGAGAUCCCAUUUUAUGUAGAAGGCCGACACCCCCAGUCCUUAAUGGGAAAGAAUUUCCAUGCCUACCUGUUGGAGCUGAGAAAUUCCAGCACUCCAUUCAGAGGCAUUCGCAAAACCUUGAUUGACACCCUCCUGGAUGGGUAUGACACUGCACGCUAUGGGACAGGGGUCUUUGGGAAGACGGAAUAUCUGAAGUACCAGGGUGCCCUAACUGAGCUCACGAACAUUAUCAAAGCGCGAGGGGGCAGCAGCCAGAGGCAGCACCAGUCAGCAGCGAAGGAUCUCACGCUCUCGCCUGAUGUCUCCAACUCAGCCACCAUCCAGGUCACCUACCUGCCUUCCAGCCAGAAGAGCAAACGUGCCAAACACUUCCUGGAGCUGAAGAGCUUCAAGGACAACUACAACACGCUGGAGAGCACCCUGUGAGCUGUGCCAGGAGCACUGCUCCUGGGACCUGCCACCGAGAGCCCCUUGCUGGGUGGGGCAAGUCACAAGUGGCUUUUGGCAGCAGUCCAUGUCCAGGUGGUAGCUGGAAGGCGGGAAGUCACUGGGCUCAUG
Messenger RNA from Caretta caretta (loggerhead turtle), 984 nucleotides. RefSeq names its product lipid transport auxiliary protein 1 (gene LTAP1). The record is from RefSeq and is a predicted model, not a curated record. Gene Ontology annotation, biological process: phagocytosis. Lineage: Eukaryota; Metazoa; Chordata; Testudines; Cheloniidae.